Molecule: messenger RNA, 1045 nt
Organism: Chiloscyllium plagiosum (whitespotted bambooshark)
Lineage: Eukaryota; Metazoa; Chordata; Chondrichthyes; Orectolobiformes; Hemiscylliidae
Gene: cfap20
Product: cilia and flagella associated protein 20
Source: RefSeq, a predicted model, not a curated record
GUGUCGCCAUAGCAACGGCCCUUAGUAACCGGGGCUGCAGCGGCCACGGGCGCUGCUUCUCCAAACACAAGGAGCGGGCUCCGGUGAGAAGCUCCUGGGACAGCCCCCCCCGGCUCGUGAGGAAGGUCGGAGCCGGCGGGUGAGCAGCGCCUGCGCGGGCGGAACCUUCUCCCCCCCCCCACACUCAGACAGCCGGAACCUUUGUGGUGCGGCGGCGGGUUGCACCCGGACGUUGCUAGGGCCCCGCGGCGCUCGGAGAUGUUCAAGAACACGUUCCAGAGCGGAUUCCUCUCGAUCCUCUACAGUAUCGGCAGCAAGCCCCUGCAGAUCUGGGACAAGAAGGUGAGAAACGGCCACAUAAAGAGAAUCACUGACAAUGACAUCCAGUCCCUGGUCUUGGAAGUUGAAGGAACCAAUGUCAGCACAACGUACAUCACCUGCCCGGCAGACCCGAAGAAGACCCUCGGUAUCAAGCUGCCUUUCCUGGUGAUGAUCAUCAAGAACCUGAAGAAAUAUUUCACCUUCGAAGUCCAGGUUCUCGAUGAUAAGAAUGUGCGCAGGCGAUUCCGAGCGAGUAACUACCAGAGUACGACUCGGGUGAAGCCCUUCAUCUGCACCAUGCCGAUGAGGCUGGAUGACGGCUGGAACCAGAUCCAGUUUAAUCUGUCCGAUUUCACCCGGAGGGCAUACGGCACUAACUACAUCGAGACUCUGCGAGUACAGAUUCACGCAAACUGUCGUAUUCGGCGUGUUUACUUCUCGGACCGGCUGUACUCUGAGGAUGAGCUCCCAGCUGAAUUCAAACUUUACCUACCUGUACAGAAUAAGGCCAAGUGAGAAUCAUGAGCAGGAUGACGUUUGUCUGUUUGGAGUUCAGAACACCAAGUCUCUUCAGCACCACCACCUUCCCCCAACAUAAGGUUUCGCUGUGGAAAGUAAAUGUUUUGUAUAUUUUCAUUUAAUAUAAAGCUGGUGAUUUAAACUUUCUUGUUGGUUUACUUUAAAUAUUGUAUCUUUUUUGGAAUUAAAACUUUCUUUAAUCUAA